Pocillopora verrucosa is the source of this 582-nucleotide messenger RNA. The record is from RefSeq and is a predicted model, not a curated record. Lineage: Eukaryota; Metazoa; Cnidaria; Anthozoa; Scleractinia; Pocilloporidae.
AUGUUUCUUUUCGUGGUUUUGGAGAGGCUUUCAUGUAGUGGCCUCUCAGAUGUAGUUCCAUGCAUAACAAAGGAGUUUGAAGAGAAAGUUGCAAACAAGGCUCUUCUAAAUCACGUGAUCAGCACACCGAUAGCAAAGACAGCAGAGAGUUGUGAAAUACAAUGUUUCAUUGAAGUCAAGUGUGAAUCAUACAACUUUGGACCAAAUGACAAUGGUGAUUACUUGUGCGAGCUGAGUGCCUCCGAUGGUGUUAGAGAUCCAGAUGACUUGAGGGCAAGACAAGACUUCCUUCACCGUGCAACAAAGAAUCCAUGUGCUACCGCUCAAUGUCCUCCAAACUCACGAUGUUAUUCAGAUUUUGAACACGAAACCUAUCUCUGCGUUUGCUCACCGGGAUUUACCGGAGACAAGUGUGAAUCAGAUUUGGACGAGUGCACAGACGGAAAGCAUGCCUGUCACGUGAACGCCAUAUGUAACAAUUCUGAAGGGUCAUACAGCUGCCUGUGCAAGGAUGGAUAUAAAGGCGAUGGGUUUCUAUGUGAAGGUGAAUAUUUAGCGAGUUUUGUUCCAGUUGGAAUAUAA